Carya illinoinensis is the source of this 4066-nucleotide messenger RNA. RefSeq names its product disease resistance protein RPV1-like. NCBI's taxonomy places the organism in Eukaryota, Viridiplantae, Streptophyta, Magnoliopsida, Fagales, Juglandaceae. The record is from RefSeq and is a predicted model, not a curated record. Gene Ontology annotation, biological process: defense response. Gene Ontology annotation, molecular function: ADP binding. Bases 1451 to 2425 code for a protein of 324 amino acids. The transcript has 6 exons.
CAUAUAGAUCACCUCAUCAUCUCUUCGGUGUUCUUCUCAUUGUCUAAGCCUGCAAAUUACCAGUAUUCCUACCUUCCACAAUUGGGCUUCUAAAUCUCUCGCAUUGCAUUCAUGGCCACUCUUUCUUUUUAUAUUUUUAUAUUUUUUAUUUCUUUUAUUUUUUUAUUUUUUCUUUCAUUCAUGGCCACUCAAAGACACUCUUCAUCUACUAAUUCCGAAGAUACUAAGAAAAGAGAGAGAGACACUUCAUCUUGUUCGAAAGAAGAUGAUCAAAAAAUCAUAUCCUCUUCCUCACCUUCUUCCUCGAUGCCUCGAUCGAAACAUGUGGAUCCUUCAGAGGUAAGAAAUAAAAAAAGGACUUUUGUAGAAGCUUUUGCCGCACAAGAAAACGAUCCUGAUGUAGACAUCAAAGAGAUUGAUACGUGGGGAAAAGUUUGCAGAAAAGUCGGUAAUCUUGCCGGAGAGCACAUAAAUGAGGACAGGUACGAAACAGAAAUUAUACAAGAAAUCAGUGGUAAUAUAUCUCGUGUGUUGAUCAAUUCUAGAUCCUCACUUCAUGAUAACAAGAAAUUUGUUGGAAUAGAUUCCCGUGUAGAGGAAAUGAUGAACUUAUUGCAUAUGGAACCGAAUGAUGUUCGCUUCGUAGGAAUUCAUGGGAUGGGUGGCGUUGGUAAGACAACGCUGGCCAAAAUAAUUUAUUAUAGAGUUUCUUCUGAUUGUCAAUUUGAAGGAAGCAGCUUUAUUUCUUUCAAUGGAGAAAAAUCUAAAGCUCGUGAUCUAGCUUCUUUACAAACGCAACUUCUUGAAGGGAUCAUGCAAGAACGUAUAGAAGUAUGGGAUCCUCACAAAGGAAUUGAGAUGAUAAGAAGCAGGAUGCAGAACAAAAAAGUUUUUAUCGUCCUUGAUAAUGUGGAAAGUGACGAGCAACUAGAGUCAUUAGCAGGGGAUCAUAAUUGGUUUGGUCCAGGGAGUAGGGUAAUUAUAACAGGCAGAGAUAGUCAUCUGUUGAAAAUAAAUAAAGUGAAUGAUAUGUAUGCGGUUCAGCUGCUUCAGCCCGCCGAUGCUUUGCAGCUCUUUAGUUUGUCAGCCUUCGACGAAACCCAUCCUCCAGAGGAUUACAAGGAUCUAUCUAUGGCUAUUGUGAAUUAUGCUGGAGGCCUUCCUUUAGCUCUUAAAGUUUUGGGUCGCUUCUUAUUUGGGAGACCAAUAGAUGUAUGGAAAUGUGCUAGGGAUCAUCUAAAAGGAAAUCCUCCAAAACAAAUUUCUGAUAUACUUCAAAAUAAGUUUUGAUGGGCUGGAGGAAUCGCAGAAAAAAUUGUUUUUGGAUGUGGCAUGUUUUUCUGAUCAAUGGAUAGAUUUUAAGAAAAUAUAUUGGGCCGACGUCAUUGAGGUUCUCAUCGAUAAGUCACUCGUAAGCAAAGAUGACGUAUACUUUAAAGAAAGGUUGACCAUGCAUGAUUUGCUAAAAGAAAUGGGUCAGCAAAUAGUUCGCCACGAAUGUCCUCAAGAACCUGGACGACGUAGUAGGCUGUUUCAUCAUGAAGAUGUCUUUCACGUACUGAAGAAUAAUACUGGAACUGAUGCAAUUGAAGGCAUAGUACUCCAAGAUUUGCCUCACAUGAAAAAGAUCAGAUCACUCAAUGCCGAAGCAUUCUCAAAGAUGAGAGAAUUAAGACUUCUUAAAAUAUCUGUUCCUCCAAUAUUUAGCCAGAUUUAUCCAUCACCAAUUAUAGAAUGGCUUGGAAAUCCUUUAGAAUACAUGCCAAGCGAUAAGUUGCGAUACUUACAUUGGUUUAAUUGUCCUUCAGAAUCCUGGCCGAGCAGUUUCCAACCAAAAAAUCUUAUUGUACUAAGCAUGCCUGGCAGUCGCUUCAAACGACUAUGGAAGGGGUUGGUGGUUUUACACAAUUUGAAGCUCUUAGAUUUGAGUGAUUCUGAGGAUUUGAUUGAAACACCAAAUUUGACAGGAGCUUCAAAUCUUGAGAAAAUAGACCUUGCACGUUGUAGAAGCUUGUGUGAGGUCCACCCAUCCAUCGGAGUUCUCAAACGACUAAAGCAUUUGAGUUUAAAUCGUUGCAAAUGUCUUAGAAGACUUCCAGACAAGUUCUGCUUGGAAUCUCUUGAAAUUUUGGAUCUUUCUGGAUGUACAGGACUUGUGAAUACCCUGGAUAUUCAGGGAGAUAUGACAUCUCUGCAGAUCUUGUAUUUUAGCGAGCCUACCAAAAAAGAAUUACCAUCAUCGUUUAUGAGUUUCUCUGGCCUUCGCGAUUUAACGUUAAGUGGUUGCAAAAACAUUUCAAUUUUUCCAAGUGUUAUUUGUAGUUUGUCAUCUCUUGAAAGUCUCCAUUUGGAUGGUUGGUCAAGACUUCAGAAAUUUCCAGACUUGAGUAGCUUGGAAUGCUUGAUGCAUCUGAAGGCAUACUGAACUCCUCUAACACAAAUACCAUCUGUCAAUCUAAUCCCCAAGAGCAUCCGUUCCUUUUCUCUCGAAGGACGAAAGAGGAUGCCAUGUAAACCUUUGCCGAAACAAAGCUCAUAUCUCACCUAUGAUAUCGGAUCACCUGUAGAAUAUGAGAUGGAAGGAAUGCUUGAGGUAGAAGCACUGCUAAUUAAUUUUGGCGGCACAGGCAAAUAUUCGUCAAACAUUAUCUUUGCCGAUAAGGUGAUGAUAUAUGCGUGGUCCUUGGGAUAUGGAAUUCCGGAGUGGGUCCACAAUAGAAGUAAUGGCUCCUCUCUAAAGAUAGAGUUGGAUGGUACUAUGAAGGGGGUGGACUGUGCUAUCUUUAUUGUUUGUGAUUAUCAUCAAUUCCAUUCCCCUGAAGGUAUUUCAAUUUCUUCGUUAUUCAAGGAACGUUCAUAUGUGAAGUUUAAAUUUUGUUUUGAGACGGAUGACGGUUCUCUAGGAGAUUGUUUUUACGAACUUAGGUUUCCAUAUUCCCUGGACCUCGUAUGUUUCAUUAAGCCAAUUGUAUUCUGGGCGCAUACACGAACUCCAAAGUUUUUCAAACGCUGGAAAUCGAAUAAUUUGGAUAAACGGAGCUCCAUUAAGAUUUCAAUUACAGUAGAAAUAUUGGAUUAUUUCUCCAAUCAAACUCCAGUGGAAUUAGAAGUGAAAGAAUGGGGGAUGCAUUUAGUAUGUCCGGAUGAUGCUGGUCUUGGUUUGGGAUUAGAUUUAGAUUCCUAUCUUCAAUUUUAUUCAGUAUGGAAAUGCGGCAUGGAGAGAAAUGAAGAUUAGAUUCAUCAGGAGUACCCCUUUAAAGCUUAGUCCUUUUGAGAAUGGCUUGACAUUGUUUAUUUUGGGAAUAGAAAAUAAUCACCAUUUUGUACUUGAGACCUUUCGAUUCCAUUGGCGAUGUCAAAGUGAUCAUAAAAUCUCAAAUUGAUUAAGGGAAUGUAGACAACCACCCAAGCAGUUUUUCUUCUGUCAUGUUUCUGGUACGUUAUGCUACCUCUGUGCUUCAUCUCUGACUUGGAUCUCUAUAAAACAUGAAGUAUUUUAGUCAUUUUUGCUUCUAUCUGUUUUUAAUAUGAAAAAUAUGAUUAAAUGUUUUGUGCAUGGAAUUGAUCAUCAGGGAACCUUCAGUUGCCAAAACGUGGAAGAAUACUAGACAUGAAAGUGUUGCUUGAUGAGAAAUGAAGAUUCAAUAUUUCAGUCAGAGUCCUUGAUAGGAGUUAUCCUUUUGAGUUUUCUUUGGUAGCUCCCAGCUUGGCCAAAUAGUUUGCAACUUGGUUCACCUUGCAGAACACAAGGUGGCAUGAAAUAGUUGGCUUUGGUAUUAUUUCUUUGGGAGCAGAAGAUGUUCACCAUUUUGUUUACAAGUUAGGAGUCGGGUCUGCAGCAUCGACUUCCCAAUUGGUUUGUUGCAACUUACCUCAUUUAAGCACCAUGAAUCAAUUGGUCUAUAGUGCUCUCAUUUAAGCCACUUCGAAUUCACCAAAAAAAUAAAAAAAUAAAAAUUAUUCGCAUUUAUAUUUCCGGUGUUUUUGUAUGUGCUGAUAAAUAUAUAUUAUUGCCAGCACUUAAUUUUCGCACCAAUAAAUAAUAAAUUUUGCUGGCAUUUACAUU